Molecule: messenger RNA, 1097 nt
Organism: Amaranthus tricolor (Joseph's coat)
Lineage: Eukaryota; Viridiplantae; Streptophyta; Magnoliopsida; Caryophyllales; Amaranthaceae
Exons: 1
Coding region: 224-811 (195 amino acids)
Biological process (GO): response to desiccation
Cellular component (GO): plasma membrane
Source: RefSeq, a predicted model, not a curated record
UAGGUUUUUAUUUUUAAUUGAAUUUUGACUUUUGACAAAUCAUACAAUAAUUAAGAAUUUCCACAACAAUAGACUAUGGAGCAAUAUUACUCCAAUUCCCAAACCCUCUCUUCAUCGUUCUCCGUCAUCCCAUUUGAUUUCCAACUUUUUUUUCUCUCUCCUUAUCAAUUGAAAGGACAUUUAAGCUCUGAAGAGUGACCUUAUCUUCCUCAAAAUCAAAUCCAUGGGUAAAAAGUUCAAUUGGAGUUGGUCAUCAGCUCUUAUAGGAGCCACAGCCGCCACAGCCACCACCGUCUUUUUCUUAGCCAAGCCGAAAGUACCCAAGUUUCGGCUUGUUAGCUUAACAGCUUUACAAAUCAAAUUCAAAAACCCGACCCAUCAGGAACACAAUGACAAAGCUAAGUUUCCUCGGCUUGACGCCGACCUAAUCUUGACCGUCCACGUCACCAACCCUAACAUCUUACCCGUUCGUUACUCCGACACUUCACUAUCCAUUUACUACGACGGGUCUCUUUUGGGAUCCGCCCAUGUUCCUGCCGGAUCCCAACCACCCAACUCAUGUCAGCUGCUCCGGCUUCAAGCCCGGCUUAAUGGGCAGGAGCUGGCCCAACAUGCUAAACGGUUUAUUGGGGAUGUGACUAAAAGAAAGAUGGUCAUUGGUGCUGAAGUGGAUAUUUGUGGUUGGGCUAACACUAUAUUGUGGGGCCCGAGAUUCAAGGUCCACGUGGAUAGCCGUAUUGUCGUUGAUCCUGUUCUGCUUGAUGUUAUUGAUCAAGAUAAUGAGUCUACUUUGCAACUCUUUGUAAAGUGAUGUUUGGUGUUUUUGUGAUGGACUUGGACUAGUUGUUGGUUUGAUCCAUUUAUUUGGCCCGUUUAUAUGUGGAAAUGUAAGUGUGUAAUAGAUAUUUGAUCAAUAAUGUAUUAUCAUAUUUUAACCCACUAUUCUUUUAAAAGACUGUCUUUCAGUGGGACAUUUUUAAAAUAAAUAGAUCUUAUUUAUUUUUUUAUAUAAAAAUAUAUUAGUUAGGGUCUCAUACAAUAAUUUGUGUAUCUCAAGUAAAGAGAAGUAAUACAUUUAAUACAAAUUAGUUUAGUAA